Elephantulus edwardii (Cape elephant shrew) is the source of this 864-nucleotide messenger RNA. RefSeq names its product EPH receptor B1 (gene EPHB1). Gene Ontology annotation, biological process: axon guidance. Gene Ontology annotation, molecular function: transmembrane-ephrin receptor activity; protein binding. The record is from RefSeq and is a predicted model, not a curated record. Bases 1 to 864 code for a protein of 287 amino acids. NCBI's taxonomy places the organism in Eukaryota, Metazoa, Chordata, Mammalia, Macroscelidea, Macroscelididae. Gene Ontology annotation, cellular component: neuron projection. The transcript has 7 exons.
AUGGAAACUUUAAUGGACACCAGGACAGCUACCGCAGAGCUGGGCUGGACGGCUAAUCCGGCUUCAGGGUGGGAGGAAGUCAGUGGCUACGAUGAAAACUUGAACACCAUCCGUACCUACCAGGUGUGCAACGUCUUCGAACCCAACCAAAACAACUGGCUGCUCACCACCUUCAUUAACCGUCGAGGGGCCCAUCGCGUCUACACAGAGAUGCGCUUCACUGUGAGAGACUGCAGCAGCCUCCCCAACGUCCCGGGAUCCUGCAAAGAGACCUUCAACUUGUACUACUAUGAGACAGACUCGGUCAUUGCCACCAAGAAGUCAGCCUUCUGGUCUGAGGCCCCCUACCUCAAAGUAGACACCAUUGCUGCAGAUGAAAGUUUCUCCCAGGUGGACUUUGGGGGGAGACUGAUGAAGCCUGCCCUGCAGGGACGUUCAAGGCCAACCAAGAAGCUGAAGGCUGCUUGCACUGUCCUUCCAACAGCCGUUCCCCAUCAGAGGCAUCUCCGAUCUGCACCUGCAGGACUGGCUAUUACCGUGCGGACUUCGACCCCCCAGAAGUGGCAUGCACUAGUGUCCCGUCAGGUCCCCGCAACGUCAUCUCCAUUGUCAACGAGACGUCCAUCAUCCUGGAGUGGCAUCCUCCUCGGGAGACAGGCGGACGGGGUGACACAGCUGGGCCUGACCCAGUGCCGAGUCUCCAUCAGCAGCCUAUGGGCACACACCCCCUACACCUUCGACAUCCAGGCUGUCAACGGCGUGUCCAGCAAGAGUCCCUUCCCCCCACAGCACGUCUCUGUCAACAUCACCACAAACCAAGCUGGAACAAAGCUGCAGCUAGGUGAUGGGCGUUUGGCAUCAUGA